Messenger RNA from Styela clava, 4774 nucleotides. NCBI's taxonomy places the organism in Eukaryota, Metazoa, Chordata, Ascidiacea, Stolidobranchia, Styelidae. The record is from RefSeq and is a predicted model, not a curated record.
CACUGUGAUGUCGAAAUGACGUAAUUUUUCGGUGACGUAGUCAGGUGGGGGGUUAGGAUUGACAUAUGCAAAAAUUGUUGAGCCAGGCUAACUAGAAGUGCUACGAUCGCCCGGAACGGUAUUUGUGCCGCCGAUAACGAACUCGCUACCUCCUGCGACAAUGAACCAGCACUUAAGGAAUAUCAACAAGUAAAGGCCGAAAUAUGAAAUUACAUGGCAGCAUAAAGGCAACAUACGGACAUCAUAACAGAAUCGAAAGAUGAAUACAACAGGGAUUGAUUCAGAUAUUUUAUUUUGUGACAAAGAGGGGACCUCAAUAAGUCAACAUGCAGACAUGAUAUAAAUACUGCAGUAGACUAAUAUCACAGCAUCACUUUCAAUUUCUUCCUGGACUAGAAGUUUUGUUGCAGCAAGAAAAUGAAGACAACAUCUACACUAUCAUUUCAGGGAUUCUCCUCCGUUCCAUCUCUUCAUCUUCGGCAUGUUCGUUCAUUAAUUCAUUUGUUUCCUUAUGAAGAGGUUCCAAGACAUAUGCAAGGCAACCCCCACAUAACUGCAGGGUAUAGAUGUUAUUUAUCAGCAAGGCAAUGUCUCAAAAGUAUGUUUGUUUUAUCAAAUGAAUUGGUAAAUAUUUGGACGCAUUUAGGAAUGGCAUUAGCAUGGAUAUUCUUGCUAUUAUAUGAUCAACUUGUUAGUUUGCCUUCAGCUGGAGCUGGAUUAUCGGACCAUUUUGUUCAUUUGACGUAUGUCUUGUGUAUUCAAAUUUGUAUGGUUUCAUCUGCAGGGUAUCAUAUCUUUAAUUCACAUACUCUAGAAAAUGUAUGUUUAAGGUGGUAUGCCAUUGACUUGGCAGGAAUAAUUACAGGUGUAUUGGGAUGUUAUAUUCCUGGCCUGCAUUAUGCCUUUUACUGUUUUCCUUAUAUCAAACUUCUUUACCUUGUAUCAGUUGCAGCUUUGAUCGGUAUUUCAAUUUUCAUGGUGACCCAACCCCUUUACCUGAGUCAUGCAUGGACUAGAUAUAGAAUGUCCCAUAUAAUAACUUUGGUUUUGUAUGGAAUUGUUCCUUCAGUUCACUGGGUUUUCAUCUCUAGUAGGAGAGAAAUUGAAUUAUUUCUACCCAAUGUAAUGACAAUGUACUUAAUACUGGCUAUUGCGUUUUCAUUCUACUUAUCUCAAUUUCCUGAGCGAUUCUUGCCUGGGAAAUUUAAUCUUAUAGGACAAAGUCACAACUUGUGGCAUGUCAUGACAGCGUUUAGUUUUAUAUACUGGCGACAUGUAGCCCUACAUAUAAUGCUAUACCGUGUGGAAAAUGAGUGUUCUAUUGACCAAGCAUAAAAAGGUUCUAAUUAUACAACCUUUCAGAAGUUAUUCCUUCAUAUUUUUCUCCAAAUGUGCAAAGUGCCUAAACCAAUCAAUGUGAAGCAACUUUAAAAUAAAUCACCAUUUUCAACUAGUGCUAUUUAUUAGGUAAAUUAAUUUCUAUAAAAGAGUGCACAUUCUCAGAAAUUAUACAAAUUUUAAUAAUGUGCAUACGUAUCUGUAAGCCUACUGCUACUGGGAUUGGACAUUGAGAUAUAUGAUUACACAUUCCGUGUCUGCUGGUCAUGUUAAUAAAACCAGAAAUUCAUAGUGAAUGAAUGCAAAAAAUGUAUAUGCAAAUAAGAAUCACACACAGAAAUACUUCAAAUCCAGUUUAUUUUGAUUACCUCAAAUUGUUCUAUUUAGCCCACCGAUAUUGCUCAUGUAAUCUUGUGUUAUGUUAUUGUACUGACUUUUUAUUGAUGCGUAAAUAUCUUAACUGUACUGUUCUCUGUAUAAUUUUAGUUUGUAUACAUAACCCUCCUUUCACUUUGCUACUAUUAUUUUAGCAAAUAAUGGGAUCUGGGGAGCAUUUCUGAUAAGCGGUAUCUUUUAAUGAGAGUGUUUGUUGAAAAAUUGUAAUAAUAUUGAGCCUAUACUUGUUCAUCAAAAUGUCUGUUCUGGCUGUAAGUGACUUCAUGUUUGGAAGUUUAUUGACAGAGCUGAAAAUGAAGCCAUGGUGGGAAACAUUUCGUGGAUAUUGUUUUGCAGCAAGUGUGGCGAUUGCAUUAUUUUUAACAUAUCUCUUCUCACCAACACCGGAUGUGAGGUGCUUACCCUCAACGGGAAAUGAAACUCUUCAAAAGCAGUUUUCAGCUCAGGAGUCUUCUUUUGUGAAUAAUAUUUGUCGCAAUCAAUUGCCAUGGUAUAUAGGAUAUGCUGGAAUAAUAUCCAUUGUGUGCACAGUCAUAAUUAUUAUUUUUUCAUCUUAUUGGCUCCAUCACCCAGAUAUUAUCAACUCAUUUCGAACCUUUUCCAGAGCAGAAGAGCUUAUUGAAAGUGUUAAUUUAUCUGUUGGAGAUUUGAAAACUGCAUCAUACAAACCACUGGACUCUAAAAUUGAAGAAAAUGCGAAAGUUAGGAAAGCGUGUCUGUUGCUAUGGAAUUACACAAGCAAUGCUGAAAUCUAUACCUGGUAUUUUGUACGGAAUCUUCUCUUGUUGCUUAGCACAAUUGCUGCAAUUGGUAUAUCCACAUACAUACUUAUCCUAAUUGGAACUGAUAGUGAUAUGUUUCUUUGUAACUUGGCACGGGAUAAAGAUUUUAAUUCCACUAUUGCUACAUACAAAAUGAUGACAAAUAACUUCUGCUCCCAUAAUGCAUCAAGGAGGCUCUUUCCUUUUGUGGUUUCGUAUAUUGUUACACUUGCAGCACAGUCUUUAUUCAUUUUGAUAGGAAUUUACAAAAUGACUAAGUGUCGUGAAAGCAUAAUAUGUAUACCUGUGACUUAUCGAUCUGAAGUUGUUGGAAAUAAUUAUUUCACUGCUCAUGGUACAAAAGCAGCAGCUUUUUCUCAAUUUAUGGUAAAGUUUUGGAAAAACUCUCGGCCUGUGAGUUCAGGAUCGUUUGCUCAAUUUGUUUCUUUCAUAUUUUAUGAUGUUUUAAAUCCAAUCAAACAAAAUUUGAGAUCUGCAUUGAGUUUGGAUAAACAACUGGUUGAAGUAUAUUCUGUUUUGAAGAAAGGUGGAGGAAAUGAGAUAUUGACAAUCAUACAUGACAUUCUUGAAAGAAGAAAUUUUUUGGAUGAUUCAACAUACGCGAUGUUAUGUGAUGUUGUGAAUUGUUUGACAGGAGAAUUGUCAUGGAACCAAAAUUCAGAAAUUCUACUUCAGAAACUCUAUGAUCAACAACUUUGGGAAAUGUUUGUUCUUAUUAUUUCACUUCCAUGCUGGACAAAAUCACAGGAGGACAAUAUAAUUCAAUAUUUAAUCAAUCUCAAAAUAAAUCCGAAUCAGAUCGGGAGACCUUAUAUAGCUGAACGCUCCAUUUUGUUUUAUGCAAUGUCAGCUACAAAAAAUGACACAGUUAAUGUGGAUGGAACACGGAGGAUUUUCUCAGCAAUGAUUGAUGGUGAGCAUAAAUUUGUUCAUUACGGAGGUAUUACUAGAAGAGCGGAACAAUUUUUCAUAGAAGACUCUUGGAAUACACCAGGUGGGUAUCUUGCAAUAAAUCAAGUCCUUGGUUUUGUCCGGAUAAGUGAGAACACAAAGGAAAGUGAGAAUACAGAGAAAAGUGAGAACACAAACAAAUCUCCCAGUGUAAGCGAAGGAAUGAUUGGUUCGUUGAUUUUACAACACUGUAAUAAAACCGCGUUAUUGAAGCCAAGAUACAGUGACGUGACAUUUGAGCACAAAAAAUCCUAUGAAAAGUAUAUAAAAUACAUUACAAACUUUGCGAGAAAAAUAUCUUAUCUCAAAUUUACAAAGUGGGAUGAGAAUACAAAAAAAUUAUUAAAGUAUGCUUAUGAUGAAAAGCAGUGGAUCAUUUUUGUCGAACUCCUAAAUUCCUUCAUUGAUGAAAAAUACAUGACACGCAACAGAUCUGAUUCAUUUACAAGUGAAAUUGAUUGUGGAAUUACAGAAUUUGAUGUCAGCACUCGAAUAAGUGAAGAAAAUAUACUUUUGCAUUCCACUAGUUACAGUGGGUCUAUUUUAUAUUAUGCCAUGACAAAACCCGAAUAUCGUCUGCACUUUGUACCAACUGCAGCACGACAUAUUUUAGCUAAUACAAAGAACCAGGAAAAACUUGUACGAGAUGAAAUGGGUCAUCACCACGCAGCUUCAAAGUUUGUUCUGGAGAAUGAUACUUUAACUAUAGGCGACAGGGACAUGUUACAACUCUUACUUCAAGAAAGCGAUAGAGGAAACCUAGAGAGAAAUACAUCUGUGAGAAGCCACAGUUCACACCAUAGCAGUGGCGGCCAAAUUACUUCAAGGUCAACAUAUAACAAUCAAGGUCAAAUUUUUAAUGAUGUGCCAUCAACAUCACAUACAAAUCAACUGUCUCAUAGGACCCCUAUAACAUCAUUGAUUACCAAACAAAGUAAAGGUUCAAAGCAAAGUGAUGUAAUGCUUGGGCAUGAUGCAGCAAAUUUAUCUUUUUUAUCUGAGGCAGAAAAUGAGAAGGUAUCAUUGGUCACGAGGGCAACAUCUGAUCCACAGUUGACAAAUUCUGCUGCACACAAGUCAAGUAUGGUAUAAAAUAAUAUGGAGGGCAUUAUUGUGUCUAGCUCAUUUUUUCAUAUUGAUGUAAAAUGACGGUAUAUCUUAUGAAUGUUAAAGCUAGCUUCCUCCUAAUCAGGUAUUAAAAUUUUGACCUACUUUUCCGCAAAACUGUUGCAAUAACACCAUACAUUUCUGUCUCUGCAAUUUUUGUGCCACGUUCGACUUGAUUUAUAUAGAAGUACACACAUAUA